Molecule: messenger RNA, 1947 nt
Organism: Armigeres subalbatus
Lineage: Eukaryota; Metazoa; Arthropoda; Insecta; Diptera; Culicidae
Exons: 2
Coding region: 1-1947 (648 amino acids)
Molecular function (GO): catalytic activity
Source: RefSeq, a predicted model, not a curated record
AUGGCUCUCGCGUCCUACAAUCUCGCGUCGAUAAAUAUAGGAACCAUCACGAACCAAACAAAACUGAACGCACUCCGAACCUUCAUCAGCAGCCAAAGUCUCGAUAUCGUGUGUCUGCAGGAAGUCGAGAACGAACAGCUUUCCUUGCCUGGCUUUAUCGUUUUCGCGAACGUGGACCACACGAGGAGAGGCACAGCUGUUGCAGUGAAGGAUCACAUCCACGUCUCUCACGUCGAGAAGAGUUUGGACAGCCGGUUGAUCGCGCUGAGACUGCACGACACGACCAUCUGUAAUGUUUACGCUCCCUCCGGCACUGCGCAGCGAGCGGCCAGAGAAGAUUUCUUCAAUGGCACGCUGGCCUACUACCUCCGUCACCGCACCGCAAACGUCAUCAUCGCUGGCGAUUUCAAUUGCGUACUGCGCGCAUGCGAUUCGUCCAGCCCGAACACAAGCCCGUCCCUCAAAACAGCCGUCCAACAAUUGCAGCUGCAUGACGUGUGGGAAAAGUUGUGCCCGCGAGAUCCCGGGUUCACGUACAUCAACCGGAACGCACAAUCCCGAUUAGAUCGCAUGUACGUAAGCGCUGGUCUGCGGAAUAAUCUGCAGUCCGCCUACACGCACGUCUGCUGCUUCACAGACCAUAAAGCGCUGACGGUAAGAUUAUGUCUCCCCCCACUGGGACAUGAGCCCGGGCGCGGAUUUUGGGCCCUGCGGCCGCAUCUUCUGACGGAAGAAAACGUUGCCGAGUUCCAUUAUAAGUGGCAAUAUUGGACUCGGCAGCGCAGAAACUACGGGUCGUGGAUGGAAUGGUGGCUGUCGUACGCUAAGCCCAAAAUCAAAACGUUCUUUAAGUGGAAAUCUCGUUCCAUUUUCGAGGAUUUCCACGAUGCGCACCAGCGUCUCUAUGCGCAACUAAGGCUAGCGUACGAUGGCUGGGGAAAGACGACGGAAAAAACAACCAUUACGCAGCUGCAAACGGCUGACAACGAGGUAGCUGAUGAGCCCCAUGAAAUCGAAGCAAAUCUGUUCGCCUUUUUCUCGAGCCUCUACACGGAAGAAGCGGCAGACAACAACGAGGAUGGGUUUGUUUGUGAGCGAAUAAUACCACCAGACGAUCCACUGAAUGAAGCAUGUACGGAAGAGAUCACAACAGCAGAAAUUCUGGCUGCUAUCAGGGCGAGCGCACCCAAACGAUUCUCCGGUGCCGACGGUAUCCCACGAGAGUUCUACCUUCGUAUGUUCAACGUCAUCCAUCGUGAACUGAACCUGCUUCUUAAUGAAGCACUCACCGGAAAUCUCCCACAUACCUUUGAGGAGGGUAUCAUUGUGCUGGUAAAGAAGGGUGGAGAAAAUACGGCCCGAGCGUACCGGCCGAUAUCGCUGCUAAACAGUGAUUACAAACUUCUCUCUCGCAUUAUCAAAACCCGGCUAGAACGCGUCAUGCAAGCUCACCGUAUUUUGAGCGCCGGACAGAAAUGUUCAAACGCAGAGCGCAACAUCUUCCAGGCCACUCUUGCUCUGAAAGAUCGGAUAGCUAGCCUCCGUCACCACCGUCGCCCCGGUAAGCUCAUCAGUUUUGAUCUCGAGAACGCCUUCGAUCGGGUUCGGCAUUCGUUUCUCUUCGACACCAUGCGGUCGCUCGGAUUCAACGAGGAACUCAUUGCUCUUCUCGCACGGAUUGCCAGCCGGUCCACUUCCCGGCUACUUGUGAAUGGGCACCUCUCUCGUUCGUUCGAUAUUUCUCGUUCGGUGCGGCAAGGCGACCCUUUGUCCAUGCACCUCUUCGUCCUUUACCUUCAUCCACUGGUGAGCCGGCUCGAACAAGUGUGUGGGGAAGAUUUGCUUGUUGCGUACACCGACGACAUCAGCGUGAUCGUGACGUCACCGUGGCACUUUGAGGCGAUGAGGGAAGUUUUUUGUCGUUUUGGUCUUGUCGCCGCGGCAUGA